Pteropus alecto (black flying fox) is the source of this 1416-nucleotide messenger RNA. RefSeq names its product transmembrane protein 229A (gene TMEM229A). NCBI's taxonomy places the organism in Eukaryota, Metazoa, Chordata, Mammalia, Chiroptera, Pteropodidae. The transcript is spliced from 5 exons. The coding region runs from base 1 to 1416 and encodes 471 amino acids. The record is from RefSeq and is a predicted model, not a curated record.
AUGGCUAGACACAACACCACGGGAAAUGCCGGCCUAGAAAUGGGCCCCAACUUAGUCAUCGUUUUUAAUCAGACUACAAAUGAUAUCACAAAGGAAAACGUCUCUGAUAGUACAUCAAACACUUUGAGACCAGCCCAGGAGGAUUCCCCCCAUGAUGGCUCUGAAUACUUUGAGGACAUGAUGAAGGCCGGGUGGUGGGAUGCUCAGGGAUCUCCUUGUGGUAGAUGGAACUGUCGUGGAAAGUCUCAGAGUAGAAGAGGAGACAUUAGCACACGGUCAACGAACUGCAGACCUCAGAAGGAGCAGGAAGAAGAGAGUGAUCUUAAAGGUCACAGACCUACUCAGUUUUCAUCUCGUGACAAGAAAAAAGCUCUGCUUGGACUGGGAGGUGAGGCUGCCCGCAGCCGCCCCGAGCCUCUGUCCAGUGCUCAGGCGCCCGCCGAGGGCGCCGAGCUGCCAGCCUGGAUGCGCCUCUACUUCUACGGGAUGCACGGGAUCACCCUGGACGUGCUCGUGUCCUGCGCGCAGCGCUUCGCUCGCAGUCCCGACCGCCGGAUGCUGGGCUUCUCGUCGCCCUACAGCUGCCUCCUGCACUCGCUCACCCACUUCGCCCUGGAGAAGGUUUACCUACAGCAGUGGCGCUGCCCUAGCGCCUUCGUCUUCAAUUUCCUCCUCUACCCCUCGGCGCACGUGGGGCUGCAUAUCCUGGCGGGCCAGGUUCUGCUGCUCAGCCCGGGAAGCGGGCUGGCCGGCGCGGUGGCGCCGGGGGCGCUGGACCUGGCGCUGCAGUACAUGCUGGCGCUCUACCACUCGCAAGUGUUCCUGAAGCGCUUCCUGUGCUUGCAGUACCGGCCGCAGCGGCAGCAGCAGCAACAACUGGGCGCGUCCCCCGCCCCUCCCGGAGCCCGAGUCCCUGCGGCGGCGGGUGACCGGCAGCGGCGACCCGGUGGCCCAAGGAGCACCGGAGGAUCCCCCAGCCCGGGGCUACCGGACCUGCUCCGCUUUCUUUUUUUCGGAAUGCAUGGCUUUUUGGAUGAGAUCUUCUUCACCUUUUUCUUUAACGUGCUGAGGCUGGGGCACGGGGCGACCAGCGGCCAUACGUCGCUCUGGUCCUUUUUUAUGUAUGGCAGCUGCAGUUUCGUGGUGGAAAAGCUCUACUUCCACCUAUACUACACAUGCGGCUGGGGCACCUGGAAGCGGGUGCCUAUCUACGUGAUCUUCAUCUACGUGUGGGAGUUGUCCUGGGGUCUGGGACUCCGCAUGUGCAGCGCUUGUUCCUGGGACUAUUCUCACUACCCGCUCAAUUUCAUGGGCCUCAUCACUCUGAUGUAUUUACCUGGUUGGAUAUUCCUUAGUGUGUACCAGGACCUACUUUCCAACGCGUUGGGGCGGGUGCAGUACAGACCAACUAACUAA